This is a messenger RNA of Melitaea cinxia (Glanville fritillary), 2523 nucleotides long. RefSeq lists its product as uncharacterized. Gene Ontology annotation, molecular function: oxidoreductase activity, acting on the aldehyde or oxo group of donors, NAD or NADP as acceptor; NAD binding. The coding region runs from base 1 to 2478 and encodes 825 amino acids. The record is from RefSeq and is a predicted model, not a curated record. The transcript is spliced from 8 exons. Lineage: Eukaryota; Metazoa; Arthropoda; Insecta; Lepidoptera; Nymphalidae.
AUGGUAAUAAAUGUUGGAAUAAAUGGCUUUGGUCGCAUAGGCAGAAUUACUUUUAGGAAAUGCUUUCAAAAUAAUGAUUUACAGGUAUCAGCAAUAAAUGAUCCAGCAGUCGAUAUUGAUUAUAUUUGUUACCUUAUAAAAUUUGAUUCAACUCAUGGACGAUUUAAAAAUGAUGCAAGGUUUACCGCAAAUGAAAUUAUAAUUGACGGUAACAAAAUUCAGGUGUUUCAUGAGAAAAUACCGUCGAAUAUACCAUGGCAGGCCGCUGGUGUGCAAUAUGUAGUCGAAGCUUCUGGAAUGUUCGCAAACCUUGAAAAGGCUUCGGGUCACCUGGCAAGUGAUAGCGUUAAGAGAGUCAUAGUAACAGCUCCUAGUAUAGAUAUUCCUAUGAUGAUAAUAGGCGUCAAUGAAGACACAAUCAGUACAGAACAAAAAGUAAUAUCCUGUGCAUCCAGCACAUUAUAUUGCUUGGCUCCACUUAUAAAAGUUUUGGAAGAUAAUUACGGUGUAGUGGAAGGAUUCAUUACAAGCAUACACGCAAUGACGCCUUCCCUUAAACCAUUAGAUGGCCUAUGUUUAAGAGGAAAGCAUUGGCGUGACCACAGAAGCAUUCAUCAGAAUAUUAUUCCAGCUACAACUGGAGCAUGUAAGGCUCUCGGUAAAAUAAUACCGCAGGUCAAGGACAAGAUGAUCGGACUAGCUUUCCGAGUACCCAUUGUUAACGUUUCUGUACUUGAUGUGACUAUACGGUUAAAUCAAAAUACAACAAUCGACGAAAUAAUUAAGCAAAUUGAAAAAGAGAGCCAAUCAACUAUGAAAAAUAUCAUAAAAACGUCGAGCGAUGAAGCAGUGUCGUCUGACUUUUUGGGCGAUAUUAAUUCUUGCAUUCUUGACGAAAAUUCAAGUCUGCAGUUAACACCGAACUUUUUCAAGCUCAUUUGUUGGUAUGAAAACGAAUUUUCCUACGCUUGCAGAGUAGUAGAUACAAUAAUGUACUCAGAAAAAUGCUACCACUUAAAAUUUAUAUCUAAAGUAAGAAACGAUCUAUUUUUAUCCAACAAAUUAUUUCAAGAACUAAAUUUGUCGGUCGGGUCGGUACACAAUAAUAACAUGUUGGUUAAGUCGAAUUAUAAGAUUCAAAAAAGAACAAAUGCAUUAUUAAGUCCGCUCCGGGAUGAUGAUUUUAAGACAAAAUUUUCAAAGCAAAAACAGUUAAAAACUAAACAGGCAUUAUUGCACUCGAAUCGAGUUGAUGAAAAGGAAAAAAAUGAGAUUUUUGAAAUAUGGAAUGAUGAUGUAAGCGUUUAUAAACCAAGAGUAAAAGAAAUUGAGCCAUUUUAUCAUAGUUGCUUAGCAUUUACGGGACCUAACAAUAGGACAAGUUUUUCUAGAAGUCAUGAAAGUGUAGACAAAGAUAUUGCAAAGUGUAAAAUGAUAUAUAAAGCAGAUAACUUACUACAAGGACAAAAUCAUAGUAAAUAUGACGAUGAAUACGUAGAAAACCAAAUGAACAUAGAAAAUGGUGUAAAACAGAAACUUAAUAUAAUUUGCAAAAAUAGCUCAAUGUGCGGUGAUUGUGUACCUUUUGAGAAUAAACGUUAUGAACAAGGAUUGCAAAGAAAUAGUACAGAAAAAGAUAAAAGCUGUUUAAGAGUAACCCUGAGUGAUAUUAUAUUUCAAGAAAUUGAUUUAAAGUCACAGAACGAAAUGAUAAAUAAUAGAUGCUAUUCAGAAAAAAUAAGCGUUAACCAUAUUCAGACACUUAUUCCAGUUUCUGAAAACGAUGGGGCUGAAAAUUUGGAGAAUUUACCUAACUAUCAUACAAUGUUAGCAGAAGAUGAUAGUAAAGAUGAUCAGAAUAUCGUAAGACUUAAUAACGGACCAGAUUAUGACAAGAAUUGUACGAUCGAAAUUGGAAUUAAACCCUUUGAGCCAUGUACAAGAAAUUAUAAUGAAAUCAAUUUAGAAUAUAAAGCUAGUGACUUUGAAAGUAAUACAAAUAGUACGGAUAUUGGAUCAAUACCUUCAAAGGAAGAUCUGCAAAAUAAAGUUCUUAAAAAUAUUAUUAACAAAUUAUCACUUGGAAUAUCAUUAAAUAAAACGGGAUCGGAAAAUUUACGUGCCAUUAACACAGACACUACUAUAAGUAAUUAUGACAGAGGUGGAAUUGUUCCCGAUAUUUUUGAUAAACUAGAUAGCGAAAGCGGUACGGAUUCUGAAAAUUCAUUUGAAAUCAAAGAAAGGAAAUCACAAGUUCUUUCUAUAGCAGAUUUGAAAACUUCUGUAGAAAAUUUAGCAAGAUUGGAUAAAAUCUGCAAAAUUAUUGAAAUAUCUGAUGAGUUAUCAGAUAAGCUAUUUUCAGCAUUGGAUAGCAAUAAUCAAGACUUUGAAAAAAAGAAUUGGUCAUUCAAAGAUUUAUGUGAAAGAUUAAAAUUGGAUGAGUUUUGUAAUAGUACAUUUGGACAAUUAAAUUUUUGAAAUGAAAAAGCAAUUAUAAUCGUGAGCAAAACAUCUAAUUUCAAC